GAACUACGCGCGUGAGGAUGGUUGAGCGGCGCGCAACGCGCACAGUUCCCUAGGAUUUAUCAGUUGCGGCAGCGCUACCACCGAGGAUUGAUUUGAAUUGUGGUGAGUGGGCCUAGUAUAAUGGGUAGCUGAGGAUUAAACCCCCCUGGACCCUUUGGUACAAAAGUGAACAAAGGACUUUUCUAAAAUUCCACCAGCUGUCAGUGAAAAGGACUUGCGAGUCAGUUUUUACAAAUGAGUGCAAAGUGCAGUGAUGUAUGGUGAAGAAAGUGAAUAAGUGAUCUUAAUAUUUUGAAACCACUCAGUUCAGAGUAAGGGCUGACAGUGUUUCAGUGACUUGAUCGAGGUUUAGAAGUCAAGAUUAUGAGCUACAUAAGACCAGUGAGGUUCCAGCCAACAUGUCUCCAGGUUCUGUGCUCCAAGGCCUAUAUGGAGCAGGUUAUCUGCGUCCUUCGAAAACACAGACAUUAUAUCUCAGACGCAGUCUGUCUCCGAGUUCUCAGAAAACAGAUCGGAGAUUAUUUCAGAGAAUCUGUCGCUAAGAGUGUACGGGAGGAGCUGAUUAGGUUCGGGAGUAGUUUAAUCCAGAAGGAGAACUGGUCUGCCAUCAGGGACUUCUUGGUUCCGGAUCUUCUAGUUCCGUUCCUCUACGUGUUCUACAGUCCGGAUAUCCGGUAUCUCGAGCUUCCUGUUCUAGUCAGAUCCGUGGAUAGAGUGACCGUGCUUGACCUCCUGAAUAAUGUUGGGACCCCGGGAGGUCAUGACCUCGAGCAGAUGAAGUUGAGGAUGUUUGAGAGGUCGGAUAUUAGUGUAGAGGAAGGUUAUCUUGUGAAGAGAGUUCUCAGAGGUUUCUUUAACGUCAGAUCUCUUACACUAUGGAAGGUUUGUGAUAACGCGAUGCUUCAGAUUAUCGGUGUCACCUGUAGACAGCUCGAGCUACUGGAUAUUUGGAAAUCAAUAGCUGUUACAGAUUCAGGGGUAUCUAUGUUCCUGGGUCUAGAAGCGGAAAAACCUUUCAGGGUUUGCUCUACUCUCAAGAAAAUUCUUAUCAAGGAUACAUCAAUAACAGACAGAGGAGCUUUCCAAUUUCUUUUCUGGUGUCUGAAACUUGAAGUAUUAG
This is a messenger RNA of Eurytemora carolleeae, 1120 nucleotides long. RefSeq lists its product as uncharacterized. The transcript has 7 exons. The record is from RefSeq and is a predicted model, not a curated record. The annotation marks the transcript as partial. Lineage: Eukaryota; Metazoa; Arthropoda; Copepoda; Calanoida; Temoridae.